UAUAUGAUUUUGUGCAUUUUUCUCUUUCCUCUCGAUUUUUUCUUGGGAAGAAGAAACUCUAUGGGAAUUUUCAGGAAUUUUGUCAGCCAUUUUCUCUCUUUUGUAAAACCAACUAAUUAGGUCUGUUUUUGCUGAAACAAGAACCCUAAUUUUUGUCAGGAUUCAGUAAAGGAAGCAUUUUUAUUAAUGUUAUGCUCUGUUUUUAAAAACUCAAAAGGAAGGAAUAAGUGGUUCUGUUAUGUCCAAGAGAGUGUUGGUACGUUGACUGAGUUGGUUUUGGUUUUUUUGGAGAUCUAACAACUGAAAAAGCUGGUCUUUAAUGGACGUGGUACGGUACUGUUUGUGAAUUAUAUACCUCUCGAUGGCGAUGCUGUUUGUGUGGGAAAACAAUGGCGACUUUCAGAUGUUUCUCUGUUGAUUCGAUUCAAGAGUCAGAGUCAGAAUCAGGUCAGUGUUUUAUCAAAUAAUCCAUGUCUGGUGCUCCUAGAAUGCAGUCCAUGAAUGUGGCUGAAGCAGAGACUAGGCCAACUCUGAGGACUUCUGCUAACAAGUCUAGUCCGUUCAUCACACACAAAGCUGUUUCAAAGUCGUUGAGAAAGCUUGAAAGAUCCUCAUCUGAGCUCAGUGGAUCAGAUGAGUCUUCUUCUUCUCACAAGCACACUCUUAACGUGGCUUCUAUACUACGACGGCAUGAGCAGAACCUAAAUUCUAAUCUGUCACUGAAUGCAUCUUUUUCCUCUGAUGCCUCUAUGGACUCAUUCCACAGCCGAGCAUCUACUGGUCGUUUGAUUAGGUCCUACAGUGUUGGAAGUAGAAGUAAGUCUUACCCUUCGAAGCCAAGAAGUGUUGUCUCUGAUGGUGCUUUGGAUUCACCACCUAGUGGUUCAGAGACUAAGAAGAGGUGUGCUUGGGUGACACCAAACUCCGAUCCUUGCUAUAUCGUUUUCCAUGAUGAAGAAUGGGGUGUGCCAGUUCAUGAUGAUAAGAGGUUGUUUGAACUCCUUGUGCUUUCGGGUGCUUUGGCCGAACACACAUGGCCUACGAUACUGAGCAAGAGGCAGGCCUUCAGGGAAGUUUUUGCUGAUUUUGACCCCAGUGCCAUUGUAAAAAUCAAUGAGAAGAAGCUGAUCGGUCCAGGAAGCACGGCAAGCACUUUGUUGUCUGAUCCUAAGCUAAGGGCCGUCAUUGAGAAUGCGCGCCAGAUACUUAAGGUGAUAGAAGAAUACGGAUCAUUCGACAAGUAUAUAUGGAGCUUUGUGAAGAAUAAGGCGAUUGUGAGCAAGUUCAGGUACCAGCGACAAGUGCCUGCAAAAACUCCAAAAGCAGAAGUGAUAAGCAAAGAUCUAGUGAGAAGAGGGUUCCGCAGCGUAGGACCAACGGUGGUUUACUCCUUCAUGCAGGCAGCAGGGAUAACAAAUGACCAUCUCACCAGCUGUUUCAGAUUCCACCAUUGUAUAUUCGAACAAGAAAGGUAACGUCUGAAAAGAGAUACUUUAACUUGUUAAGAGGUCUCUUUAAUGUUUUGUAAAGCCUCCAAUUUGAGUUUAUUAGUAUUCAAAACAAUGAAGAAGCAAAGUGUGUAAAAUGCAAAACAGUCGAUAUGAAUCAAACAGCAUAUCGGUAGGUAUAAUAGUCCAAAGAAGUAACAUCGCUUCGUUUGAUCUU
This is a messenger RNA of Camelina sativa (false flax), 1665 nucleotides long. RefSeq lists its product as uncharacterized. Lineage: Eukaryota; Viridiplantae; Streptophyta; Magnoliopsida; Brassicales; Brassicaceae. The record is from RefSeq and is a predicted model, not a curated record. Gene Ontology annotation, molecular function: DNA-3-methyladenine glycosylase activity. Gene Ontology annotation, biological process: base-excision repair.